AUGGAAUUGUUCAGGGAAGUUCUUAAUGAAGGGAAUCUUUAUGACCUAGGGUGGAAGGGUGACAAGUUUACAUGGAAUAAUUCGAAAGGAGAUGAAACCUUCACCAAGGAAAGGUUAGAUAGGGCAGUGUCAAACCCUGAGUGGAUAGAAGUGUAUAAGGAGUCAUGGGUGGAAGAAAUGAUGGCUAGAACUUCUAACCAUAAGCCAUUGCUAGUUCACUUAAUAAAGGAAAAGGAUUGGGGAGGGGAUAUCAAGAAAGCUUUCGCGUAUAAAGCCAACUGGGCUUUGGAAGAGAAGUGUGAACUGGUCUCAAAGAAAGCAUGGAAGAAGGUAGCAGCUAGAAGGGAACCCUCUAGCAAGGUGAUGGAGUUACUCAAUAGAAGCAAACAAGCCUUUCAGAAGUGGAGUAAACAGAUAAGAAAGGGAGGGAAAAAUAAGAUAGAAGAAAAUCAAAACUACUGCAAAGGUUACAAGCUGAAGAAUGCAAAAACAAUGUUAAUGAGAUAA
Carya illinoinensis is the source of this 507-nucleotide messenger RNA. RefSeq lists its product as uncharacterized. Bases 1 to 507 code for a protein of 168 amino acids. Lineage: Eukaryota; Viridiplantae; Streptophyta; Magnoliopsida; Fagales; Juglandaceae. The transcript has a single exon. The record is from RefSeq and is a predicted model, not a curated record.